Messenger RNA from Sebastes umbrosus (honeycomb rockfish), 2761 nucleotides. It is a transcript of the gene cdc14b, whose product is annotated as cell division cycle 14B. NCBI's taxonomy places the organism in Eukaryota, Metazoa, Chordata, Actinopteri, Perciformes, Sebastidae. The transcript is spliced from 16 exons. Gene Ontology annotation, cellular component: nucleolus; mitotic spindle; spindle pole. Gene Ontology annotation, molecular function: protein serine/threonine phosphatase activity; protein tyrosine/serine/threonine phosphatase activity. The coding region runs from base 257 to 1921 and encodes 554 amino acids. Gene Ontology annotation, biological process: protein dephosphorylation; positive regulation of cytokinesis; microtubule cytoskeleton organization. The record is from RefSeq and is a predicted model, not a curated record.
CAGGAGAUCCAGAAAGCAAAAACCUGCCCCUGCUCACACGCGUCACCACCACCAGCACCAGCAGCACCAGAGAGGCUGGCGCAGACAACGAGACCUCGGUUGACACAUACACAUCACCCACUGGCACUUCCAGAUCAUCAGGCCAUGCAACAAUAACACAGCAACAAACCGGGGACGAGCCAUCGCACUGCGACGAGGAGGAGAUCUGCUGCAGCUGCUCAGGAAUGUCCACCAACCGUGCAGCCCUGAACACAACAUGAAGCGCAAGAGCGAGAGGAGACGAGCCGAGUCGAGGAAGAAGCGAUGUGCAGCUGCCAGCAGCUCAGAGGCGGAGCCACACUCUGAUAUGUACACUGAGAUAACAGAUCAACUCUAUUUCGCCAUACUAAAGCAGAAGAUCAAGAGCACAGCUGAACGACACUGCUUCUGCAUAGAUGAAGAGCUAGCAUAUGAGAACUUCUAUGCGGACUUUGGUCCCCUUAACCUGGCCAUGUUUUAUCGCUUCUGUUGCAAGCUGACAAAGAAGCUCAAGUCCAUUACGCUGUCAAGGAAGAAGAUCAUAUUUUACACUUGUGGAGAUCAGAAGAAACAAGCCAAUGCUGCCUAUCUAAUGGGCUCAUAUGCAGUAAUGAAUCUGAACAUGAUGCCAGAGGAGGUCUACAGUCUGCUGGUGUCAAGGAAUUCAACAUAUAUUCCAUUCAGAGAUGCUUCAUUUGGAACCUGCUUGUACAAUCUGAACAUCCUAGAUUGCCUUCGUGGUGUUCACAAGGCUCUGCAGUACGGCUGGCUCGACUUCUCCAACUUUGAUGUGGAAGAAUAUGAGCACUAUGAGAGAGCAGAAAACGGAGACUUGAACUGGAUCAUUCCAGGAAAGUUUCUUGCAUUCAGUGGGCCUCAUCCAAAAAGCAAAAUAGAAAAUGGGUACCCUUUGCACGCUCCUGAGGCCUACAUCCCAUACUUCAGGAAUCAUAACAUCACCACUAUCAUCAGACUCAACAAGAAGAUGUACGAUGCCAGGCGUUUCACGGAAUCUGGCUUUGAGCACCACGAUCUGUUCUUUGUGGACGGGAGUACACCGAACGAUGCCAUUGUCAGGAAGUUCCUCAACAUCUGCGAGAACGCAGAAGGAGCCAUUGCUGUCCACUGCAAAGCUGGUCUAGGGAGGACUGGCACUCUGAUUGGCUGUUAUAUGAUGAAACAUUACUGCCUGAGUGCUGCAGAGGCCAUUGCUUGGAUACGGAUCUGCCGACCAGGGUCCAUCAUUGGGCCUCAGCAGAACUUUGUUGAAGAUAAGCAGAACAGUCUGUGGGCAGAGGGAGAUGUUUUCCGGGAGAAGAUGCUAAAUGAACGAGAGAAUGGCAAGAUGGCUGUAACCAGGAUCCUCUCUGGUGUGGACGACAUCACCAUUAACGGGAGCAACAAAAACCGGACAUCCAAGAAGGAAGAGAUGGACCUGUACAACGAUGAUGAGGAGAGAAACGGCCUCACACAGGGUGAUAAACUGCGAGCCCUGAAGAGCAAGAGGCAGGCCAGAUCGUCCUCAGGCUCACUAUCACAAGAAGAGAAUAAGAUUCACACCAGGUCGUCAUCACAGUCCCUAAGGGUCAUAUUGCAAGCCAGUGUUCAGGGCUGUAAGGCCAGCGUCAACCCCAUGGCUCUGUCUGACCAAUCAGACAGCAGGAAGAGGACCAGAACCUCACUACCAGCCAACGGAGUAGGAGAAAGCUCCCUGUGCCACACCAGACUGGUCAGGUCCCUAGGCAACUUGCAUGUAGUGGCUGGCGACAGGGACCCAAUGUGUUGGGAGCCAUGUGGCAGCCAUAGAGACACAGCCAACAGUGCCUCAGCCAACACUGGCUCUCUCAUCAACUUAAACAUGGCACAGGUCCACCUGCAGACGCACCGUCUCCAGAGGACGUAAAUCUCGUAGCUCUUUGCAAUCAAUUCGAUUUUCCAGGCUAUGUCACUCCAUACCCAAAGCUAGAGCUCCUCUACUUCGGUGAGCCUGCAGAUCCUGAAACCCAGAGGAACUUAACAUGAAAUCCAACUUCUGUACAGCUGUACUACUCUUUCAAUAGAUUUAAGUUUGAGGGAAAAGGUCAGAACAAACGUUAACUGACUUGAUGUGACAUGUAAAACAUUUGAUUACAACUUAUUUUACCCGUAAUGCACUUUUGGUUUUUAUAUUUUUAACGAAGCAUCAUGAAACAUACUAAUAGAUUUAAUCAUUGCCUGGUUGUUCCUACUUAGUGAAGCAUGCAGUAGCAAACAUCAGACUGGCAUGUGAAUCCAUGAUAUCCUACAAAAUUAGCACUGUGCAGCAGAUAUUCUGGUUUAGAAGAUGCAGGAUUCACAUUCAGUUAGAAUGCAUUUGUAGAUGAUUUGGCCAGGAGUUUGGCAUAAAAAGCUGCUCUUGGCCCUCUGUGGCACGAGGCUCAGGUUCCUGAGAGGCCUGGGAUAGUUGAAACAUCAAGUCCAUCACCAGAUGUAGUACUGUGCUCAUGUGCACCUCCAUUCUCAAUAUCCAGCUUGCCAUUUACUUGUGAAGCUUUUCAGCUACUGUAUUUCCAGACUGUAAAUAUGUCAACAUUUGAUAUACUCAGUUUGUAUUUUUUAAAUAUUUUGUACUAUGUUUGAAAUGUUAUGAAAUAAGUCAGUGGUCCUAAUGGGGCCUUGUCUAACUCAUGUUCAUAAUCCACUCAAGACAUUUGCUUGAAGCACAUAGAAUCAGACUUUUUAAAUAAAAAUGUACUCCCAAGUA